Molecule: messenger RNA, 2271 nt
Organism: Kogia breviceps (pygmy sperm whale)
Lineage: Eukaryota; Metazoa; Chordata; Mammalia; Artiodactyla; Physeteridae
Gene: GIPC2
Product: GIPC PDZ domain containing family member 2
Molecular function (GO): protein binding
Source: RefSeq, a predicted model, not a curated record
AAGGAAGGGAAAGAAGCCAGGAGAUGAGAGGAGGGAAUGGGUUAUCAACUGAAGGACCUGCACAACGUAAACGUUUUGAGUUAAGUUUCAUUUGGGGACCUUACUGAGCACUAUAGUGGAGGAGAGCCUCUCAGAUAGCUCUGAGGAACUGCUCAAAAGAGGUAAGGGACGAGCCAGGAUAUAUGGGUGUUUUUGUUGGAUAAAAACGUGUUAUGGAACAUGAAAAGUUUACUGCUAAUCACAAAGGACAGACGUCUCAAGUUAAUGAUUGUAGUGCUUUCCUAUGUAGGGGAAGAUGCAAGAGUCUGAGUUCACUGAAAUGACUCCUUAGAUAUGCAUCUUAACUAUUAGGGCCAGUAUCCAAAUCACAGAAUGCUUCCUUGUUUUCUCCAUCCUGAGUUCCCCUCAGGGCACACCAUCCGGCGCAGCUGCGAUGGUUGAUGGCUCGAUCCUUGUAGAACUGGAAUGGGAGGCAACAUUCCCCUUCCUCAGGGUCCAACUUUUUUUCUCUCUGAUCCAUCCGGAGGGCAGGUGGCUGCUCGGCGGAGGGUUGCAGGUGCAGCUCCUCUCAGUGGAGGAAGGCCCUGAGCAGGCGGGGCCUGGCGGGUGCGCCUCUGCCAUUGGCCCAGCCCAGGCUGCACCUGCCCGGAGCCGGCAGGCCCUUAGCACAAAGUCCGGGGGCCCAGACCAAGGAGGCGGCAGUCCGUGGCAGAGCAGGUGGGUCCUCGCCCUCGGCCAGGCAAGAUGCCCCUGGGGCUGCGGAGAAAAAAGAAAUUCAAUACCAAGGAGACCUCCCGGCUGGUGGAGGGCGAGCAGACAAAUGCGGCUGGCGGCAGCCUUCCCAGCCUCCCGGCUCCCACCUGCAGGCUGGUUUUCCACACGCAGCUGGCCCACGGCAGCGCCACGGGCAGAGUGGAGAACUUCUCCAGCAUCCAGGAGCUCUACGCCAAGAUCGCGGGCGUGUUUGAGAUUUCGCCGUCGGAGAUCUUAUAUUGCACUUUAAAUACACCUAAAGUUGACAUGGGAAAACUCUUAGGAGCACAGAUAGGUCUUGAAGAUUUCAUAUUUGCCCAUGUGAAAGGGAUCAAAAAAGAAGUGAAUGUGUAUAAAUCUGAGGAUUCACUUGGUCUUACCAUUACAGAUAAUGGUGCUGGCUAUGCUUUUAUAAAGAGAAUUAAAGAUGGCAGCAUAGUUGACUCAGUUAAAACAAUCUGUGUGGGGGAUCACAUUGAAGCCAUCAAUGGAGAAACUAUCCUUGGGUGGCGUCACUUUGAAGUUGCUAAGAAGUUAAAGGAAUUAAAAAAAGAGGAAUUCUUUACCUUGAAGUUAAUAGAACCUAAGAAGGCCUUUGACAUGGAGCCCAGGUCAAAAGCUGGAAAGUCAUCAACGGGAAGGAUUGGUACUGGAAGGGAGACACUUCGCCUGAGAUCAAAAGGUCCUGCCACAGUGGAAGAAGUGCCCUCUGAAACCAAAGCAAAGGCGAUUGAGAAGGUUGAUGACCUUCUUGAAUUGUACAUGGGAAUUCGAGAUAUCGAUUUAGCUACUACAAUGUUUGAAGCUGGAAAGGACAAAGGUAAUCCAGAUGAAUUUGCUGUGGCACUUGAUGAAACCCUUGGAGACUUUGCAUUCCCAGAUGAAUUUGUCUUUGAUGUUUGGGGAGUCAUUGGUGAUGCCAAACGAGGAUGAUUAUGAUGUGAAUGAUCGUCUCUGGAGGAAUGAACCAUUGUUCCUUAAAAAAAAAAAAAGUUAAAAUCUGCUUUUAGACACUGUUACGGACUCUGGCUUGUUUUAUGUGUAUGAAUACAUUCUUUUGAAAUAUAAUUUUGAUUUCUGGGCACUUUUUAAUGCAAUUGCAUAUGUAGUAUGGUUAAGAUAAAUUACCUAAAACGUGAUCAAUUUUAAUACUCAUUUAAAAGCUUUUUAAAGUUAGUUUUAGAGAGUAUUUCUAGAUAGGUUAUUUUGUUCCCCAUUGACAGCCAUGUUUUGUUUUCCACGUAUAAGUAGUUGAUUGCAAUCGCUUUGUAGUUCUUUUGCAAAAUCUUAAUGCAGUGAAAAUGAGGAUCGGAGUAUAAUUUGCCUCAUAGCAUCUUCAUUUUGUUAUACUAGCUUGAAUAGGAUAUGUUCAGGACAUGAAAUACGAAUUAUGCCUACUAGAGGUCUAGAAACAUUUAAAAAAAAAAUCCACUGAAUAAGGGGAGGAAGAUUCCUAUAGCUUGUUGAUGUCUAUGGCUUACUUACUCUCUUUGUAAAACAAGGAUUGAUUGACUUUUA